Molecule: messenger RNA, 1370 nt
Organism: Phoenix dactylifera (date palm)
Lineage: Eukaryota; Viridiplantae; Streptophyta; Magnoliopsida; Arecales; Arecaceae
Product: senescence-specific cysteine protease SAG39-like
Biological process (GO): proteolysis
Molecular function (GO): cysteine-type peptidase activity
Source: RefSeq, a predicted model, not a curated record
UAUACCACAAGACCAUGGCUUCUACCACCCACCAAUGCCUAUGGCUUAUACUUGCCUUGUUCUUCAUGGGCUUUUCCCCAAGAGAUGCGUCCCGCACCAUCGGCGACAGUCUGAUGGCCGCGAGGCACGCGCAAUGGAUGGUGCAGUAUGGGCGUGUGUACAAAGAUGCAGCAGAGAAGGAGCACCGCUUCCAGAUCUUCAAAGCCAACGUCGAUUACAUUGAAUCCACGAACCAAGCUGGGCAUCGCAAAUACAAGCUCAACAUCAACCAAUUUGCCGAUCUCACCACCGAGGAGUUCAGGGCUUCUCACACUGGAUUUAAGCCCAAGCCGAUGCGUGCCACAGGACAGAACUUCGGAUAUGCGAACGUAACCGACGUGCCUCCAAGCGUGGACUGGAGGAGUAAAGGAGCAGUAACUCCCGUCAAGGAUCAAGGCCAAUGUGGAUGUUGCUGGGCAUUUUCUGCCGUCGCGGCUACUGAAGGGAUCGCUCAGAUCAGCACUGGCAAAUUGACCUCCUUAUCAGAGCAACAACUUGUGGAUUGCGACAAGAAGAAUGGAGGAUGCGAUGGGGGCAUAAUGGAUGAUGCAUUUAAGUUCAUCAUCAGCAAUAAAGGCAUAACGACGGAAGCUAAUUAUCCUUACAUGGCGAAGGAUGGAACCUGCGACACCAAUAAAAGUUCAUCCGUUGCAGCCACCAUCAGCGGCUACGAAGACGUGCCUAGGAACAGCGAGUCAUCGCUCUUACAAGCAGUCGCAAAACAGCCCGUUUCCGUUGCCAUCGAGGGCAGUGGGAAAGACUUCCAGUUUUACUCCGGCGGCGUCUUCAUGGGUAAUUGCGGAACUGAUCUGGACCAUGCUGUCACUGUCGUGGGCUAUGGGAAGGCAACUGAUGGAACUAAGUAUUGGCUGCUCAAGAAUUCAUGGGGUACCACUUGGGGCGAAAACGGAUAUAUGAGGUUGCUCCGGGACAUCGACGCCGCAGAAGGUCUCUGUGGCAUUGCCAUGCAACCUUCUUAUCCAACCGCAUGAAUUGCAAAGGACGACAUCUCAUUAACGUACUACAUGGUUACUUAUAAUCUUGGCCUACAAUGAUUUCUCCAGUUCUGUCUAAAAUUGUAGCGCCAGCCUACUUUGCUUUGCAUCAAUGUCUGUCGUAUUAGCCAUCAUAUCUAGUGGCUGUUAGUGCAUUGAAAGUUCAAAUACUAUGCUUGGUUUUAUUUGUUUGUUGUAUCCAUAUGCCAUUUAGACAUGGAUGAUAUAUCAUGGACAGGGUCCACGUAAACCUUAUUGCUUCAAGAUAUUUUGCUUCUCUUCCUAUAACCUACAUGCUGAGUUCGACUCCACACGAUCAUCCCAUAAUAUCUCCGA